AUGCGUUACUCAGAGAUCCUCGCCCUGGCCAUGGGCAACUUGGCCGCGGCUCAGUUCAACACCAUGACAUUCUCCAACAGCACUACCGCUCCUUUCGAGACCGGUACUGCCACUGACACCGAGACUGGCACUGCUACCACCGGUACAGCUGCUGAGACCACUACCGCUGCCGGUGGUAUUGGAAACCCUGAUGGCUUCAACUUCCUCGGCUGCUUUUCCUCCGAGAACGGCUUUCCCGGUUUCUCUCAGGCUUAUUCCAGCGAGGACAACGACGCCGACCUGUGCGCCAUCUCUUGCUUGGGCUCCAACUUCUUCGGUCUUUACGACAACACCUGCUACUGUGGUGACACUCUUGACCUCAGCACCUCUCCUUCCAUUGCCACUGACCAGUGUGACAUUGCUUGCCCUGGCGAUGAUUCCCAGAACUGUGGUGGCCUCUCUGGCGAUGCUCUCAUGCGUCGACAGGUCUCGGUCAACGUCCUUCUCUCCAUUUACGUCGCUAUCGGCGUGAACCCUGGUGAGACUGACACUGUCAUCAACACCGACUUCGUCACCGAGACUCUCCCCGUCGAGACCACCACUGCCACCGUCACCUUCACCGAGGACGGCACCACUUCCACUGCCACUGUCACCCAGGUCAUCCCCAUCAUCCCCACCAACGUCAUCAUCAUCUGCUACGGCAACUACUGUGCUCCCCAGGUUCACUGCCCUACCUGCACUAAGUGGCAGAUUGUCUGCCACGAUGGUCUCUGCGCUCCCGAGGAGUGCUACGACGACACAUGGCACCAGCUCAAGAUCUGCAACAGCGGAAAGUGCCACUACGCCUCGUACGAGAAGGAGGAGUGCAACCAGCGCAUUGUCUGCUACGGCAACAAGUGUGAGCGUGACCAGCACUACUCUGUCGACUACGCUCGCAAGUUCGUCUGCGAUGUCGAUGAUGACCGAUGGUACUUCGAUGACUGCAAGGACGACUGCUACACCUACGAGAAGUGCUCUCACGGCGAGUGUGAGCCCGUCCACCCUCCCGUCCACCCCGUCCCUGCUCCUCACCCCAAGCCCAUCGGCAAGCCCCCGGUUGUUGUCGUCCCUGAGCCUGAGCACCCUGUCAAGCCUGUCCACCCCGUUGCCCCCAAGCCCGAGCACCCUGUUGCUCCCAAGCCCGAGCACCCUGUUGCUCCCAAGCCCGAGCAUCCCGUUGCUCCCAAGCCCGAGCACCCCGUUGCUCCCAAGCCUGAGCAUCCCGUUGCUCCUAAGCCUGAGCCCGGGCACCCUGCCCCCGAGCCUGAGCACCCUGUUGCUCCCAAGCCUGAGCACCCCGCUCCCCCUGCCGAGACUGGCUCCAGCGAGAAGCCCCAAAAGCCUGAGGAGCACCCCGUCGUUACCGCCGGUGCUGCCCAGAAGACCUUUGCCGGUGUGGCCGCUGCCAUUGCCGGUUUCGCUUUCCUCCUGUAG
Messenger RNA from Fusarium pseudograminearum CS3096, 1452 nucleotides. RefSeq lists its product as uncharacterized. The coding region runs from base 1 to 1452 and encodes 483 amino acids. NCBI's taxonomy places the organism in Eukaryota, Fungi, Ascomycota, Sordariomycetes, Hypocreales, Nectriaceae. The record is from RefSeq and is a predicted model, not a curated record. The transcript has a single exon.